AUGCACUCCCAAAUCCACAACAGACCAAAGGAAAUAUCGCCAACAAACUCCAGCCUCUGGGUGUAUCUGGCGAUGGAGAGCCCAAACUUUACGCACGGAAAUGUACCCAUUAACGAGACGCUGGUUCAGCACUCAAAAGCGACCAGGCUUGAAACAGCAAUCGCUUUACCGAUUUUUAUGUUUGCUGGAGGCGCCAUUGGGAAUUUGACUGCAAUAAUCGUCCUUUCAGUUUCACGACAGGAGAGGAAAUCUUCAGCCUUCUACACGCUGGUGUGCGGUCUGGCGGUGACAGACCUGCUGGGCACCUGCCUGGCCAGUCCGCUCACCAUAGCCAACUACCUGGACCAAAACGUGCUUAAGGGUCAUCGUCACGUCUGCGAGUUUCACGCAUUUUUGUUGCUGUUUUUCGGGUUAACAGGACUGAGCAUCAUAUGCGCCAUGGCAGCGGAGCGGUACCUGGCUAUAUGCUGCCCGUACACCUACCAGCGAUGGGGAGUGGACCGACGCUUUGCGCAAAAGUUCCUUUUCUUCAUUUACAUCAGUCACAUCUUCUUCUGCUGCCUCCCGAUGAUGGGCAUGGCGAGGAGUGAGCUACAGUCGUCCGGCACCUGGUGCUUCAUCGAAUGGGGGACGCAAAACUCUGUGGCCGCCGCGUACUCCGUCCUGUACGGCGCGGUCAGCCUGUUGCUCAUCCUGGGCACCAUCGUGCUGAACCUGGCGGUGUGCGGAGCGCUGCUGCUGAUGCGGCAGAGGAUCGUGCAGCGGCCCGUCACCAGAGGCAGCGUCCGGGAGAGGUGGAGGGCUCUGUCCUCGGCCGCAGAGACGCAGAUGAUUGCGGUGCUGGUGAUGACCUCCGCGGUGGUGCUGGCCUGUUCGGCUCCGUUGGUGAUCCGUGUGUUUGCUAACAGCGUCAUGCUGCGAAAUGACCCCAGUGCUGAUCUGGCUGCCAUCCGGAUAGCCUCUGUUAACCCCAUCCUCGACCCCUGGAUCUACAUCCUCCUCAGGAAAUCUCUGUUCCAACGGUUACUCAGCUUAUCAAGGCGAGGCAGCAGCACUCGCAGUAGUUCAUCUCCUACGACACAAAGGAAUCCGUUUUAUCCUGGACUCAUGAGGGACAGCAACGUGUUCACCCAGCUGAUGUGCAAUGCAAACAUCAUAACUCAGCUGCCUGCCAGCAUCAAAUUCACUGCAUACGAUGCAGAGGGCCUUCGCCAGACUUAA
Messenger RNA from Plectropomus leopardus (leopard coralgrouper), 1221 nucleotides. RefSeq names its product prostaglandin E2 receptor EP4 subtype-like. Lineage: Eukaryota; Metazoa; Chordata; Actinopteri; Perciformes; Serranidae. Gene Ontology annotation, cellular component: plasma membrane. Gene Ontology annotation, biological process: positive regulation of cytosolic calcium ion concentration; inflammatory response; negative regulation of inflammatory response. Gene Ontology annotation, molecular function: prostaglandin E receptor activity. The record is from RefSeq and is a predicted model, not a curated record.